AUGUCAUUUAGAGGUGGCAGAUCAGGUGGAUCACAAAGAACUAUACUACCAUUUGGAUUAGAUUAUGCUGAUAUUUUAUCAACAUCUCAAGUUACUGAAAAACCUCAGUUAUUAUUACCUGUUAAUGGAGAUAUAACGGAAAUGGAACAAGAUAUUGCAAAACAGUCAAUUACAUUUGCUAAUUUAAUGUCAGAAGGAGCUUUUUAUACUGGUGAUUUAAUGGAUAUAAAAGAAAAAGAAAAAGAGAAAACUAAAUUAUCAACUACAUAUCAAACUAAUGAUGACGGAAUAGAACGAUAUUCAGAUAGAUAUAAACAAACUAAAAAAAUAGGUAGAACAAUUGAAGAACAUCCAUAUAAUUUGGAGUUUUUCCCAGAAGAAUUAUAUUCAGUAAUGGGAAUAACUAAUAAAAAUAAGAAAAAAUUACUUGCGUUAUCUAAAUUUAAAUCAAAAGGUGGUUUGCGAGAGUUUUUAAGUGAUGAAAAACAAGAAGAUUUAAAAGAUGAAGAAAAAGUUAAACAAUUACAACAACAAAUGCUAAAUAUGAUUGAAGAUGAUAAUAAAAAAGAUGAUGGGGAAGAAGAAAAAGAGGAAGAGGAAGAAGAUGUAGAUGAUGAAUAUGAAGAUGAAGAUGAUGAUGAUGAUGAUUAUAAUGCAGAGAAAUAUUUUGAUGAUGGAGAUGACGAUGAUGGGAAUGAAGAUGGUGGUGACGAUGAAGCAGCAUUUUAA
Messenger RNA from Insectozyma verbasci, 729 nucleotides. NCBI's taxonomy places the organism in Eukaryota, Fungi, Ascomycota, Pichiomycetes, Serinales, Debaryomycetaceae. The record is from the annotation of a GenBank genome assembly.